AUGUCGCAAAAACCCCGAAAGCUCCAACGCGUCUCCAAAGCCUCCCGCGGCUCACGCGCAUCAGGCGACUUCUGCAACAGGCGCAGCAUCAAAUGCGGCAGAAGUGAAGACACGCAAGGCAGGUGUCAGAAUUGCGCGGAUUUUGACGUCCCGUGCACCUUCGAUCGCCCCGCAAAGCGUCGGGGCGUCAAGGCUGGCACCAGGGCGCCUCCCCGCGAGACCCCGUUGGUCCAAACCCCCGUCUCCGAGAAUGUCCUUCCUGUGCCGCUUGCUGCGCCGGCCACAGGGAGGACUUCCAAUUCCUCCGCCUCGAGGAGCUCGUACUACCCCGAGUCGGUCCAUCGGCCAUCCUUGACGGGAGAUCCGUGGUCGUCCUUCCACGCUGGCGGGGUCUCGCCGGAGGCGUAUGAUGAUGACGCCGCGCUGCGCACCUCAUGGAACGCAUUCGCGAUAUCGUGUGAUCGCCAAAUUCGCACUCUCGUCCAUGUAUAUUUCGAGAUCGUCUACCCCAUAUUCCCUCUCUUCCACAAACAAUCCUUUAUCGAAAGGGUGCACAACCAGGAGCAUCUCCGGAAUCCUGGACUCUUUGCAUCAACAAUGGCCGUCUGUGCGCUAGUCUCGGGUCGUGCCCGGGAUGGGGCUUUGUUCACAACUAGAUGGCGUCGCGAGGAGCUUACGGAACCCCCCUCGGAGACAUUCUACACGGCAGCGAAAGACUCUAUUCCCCGAGACCUGGGGGCGGCAAAGGGUAUAAACUACAUGCGGGCUUGCGCCAUCCUUGCCAUCGCCAGUAUCCAAAAUGGCCAGCCCAAGAACAUGCAGAAGUUUUCGGGUAUGUAUCAUACGCUUACUACGAUGGAGGGACUGCAUGAUGAAAAGCUGUGGCCGAAACAUCUAAAUCCAAUUGAAAUUGAAGAGCGACGGCGACUGUUUUGGUCGAUUUAUACAUUAGACAUAUAUUCCACCAUUGUGUGGGGAGGUGUGAUUCGAUAUCGCGAAGCACAUUCUCUAGUACGAUAUCCCAGCGAGGUUGACGACGAGUACAUCACACCCCACGGCUACGGACUUCCGCCUGUUUCCCCAGCGUCGAGUGUGCUCAGCCCCGGCGAUGUGACUAAAGUUUCGAAUGAACCUGUUGCAUGGCUUCGAGGGUGGAAUUUCACCACGGAUCUCUAUCGCAUACUUGAGCACGUUGUCGAUGGGAAUAAACGUCGGUACUCAUCGGCCAAUGGCACCUCACAGGUGUGGUCUCUGUUCACUCCAGCUUCUAUGUCAGAGCCGGCAGUGAUGGAACGAGUACUCUCUAUGUAUGCUGCAUUGCCCCUGCAGUUUAAGGAGACCCCGCCUACCACCGGUGACAUGGCCAAGGAUCUGUUCGGAUUCCAAUCCGCCAAUAUUCAGGCAACAUUACAACUCCUCCGCAUGAUGCUGUUGUCAGCAGAAGAACUCGGAGUGGACCGCAAGUGCGACGUGGCUCGAGAAUUGCUCAGUGUUUUUAGUAACGUGCCGGUGGAGUAUUUGAAGGCCAUUAGUUCCCCUCUGCUUCAUCACCUUGGCGGAAUUGGUUAUAUCCUCGGCUCUGUCAUGGAAGGAAGCUUAUCAGAAGCAUCUUACCAACGCGUUCGCACAUUACUUCUCGAAAUGGCCGACCUCCUGGGCCGCCUUGAAACAGGGCUCCAGCGAGCCUCGGGCGCCAGCGAACGUCUCCGUUCCCAAGUCGACCGAAUAGACGGGUACAUCCGAACAUCCCGACUCUUGAAUCUCGCCGCCGAUCGAUCCCAUCCGUACCCCAAUACCGCGCCCGUCGACGCUAAGCCCGAAAUCCGCAUGCCGCCCGCGACCACCUAUAUCCCUCCCAGUGGUCCUCCGAGCGGUCUGCACAGUGGGCCGAGUCCAGUUGUGGGGCCUCCAGUCGGUGAGCAGAUCAUGCAGUUCCAGUUACCGCCGGAGUUGCUGUCGGAUUGGCCGUGGCCUUUGGACGGGGCUCAUCCGGAGGGAUUUUUGCCAUUGGCGUAUGAAUAA
Molecule: messenger RNA, 2022 nt
Organism: Penicillium olsonii
Lineage: Eukaryota; Fungi; Ascomycota; Eurotiomycetes; Eurotiales; Aspergillaceae
Source: the annotation of a GenBank genome assembly